UCUUUUGUGGCAAUUUUGUUCGGGUUUGCCUCCAAAAAGUGCUAUACCGACUGGCCUAAAAAUGUAUGUACUAAAUCAACUUGUUAAAUUUUGAAUACUCUACGAAAAAAAGUAUAAUGUUCAUAUUUUGCCUAGAUUUGAAAUUGAAGGCGCAAAAGUACGUAUUAUAAAAACACCAAGAGAUGAGCACAUGUAUCCCCUCAUAUGUAUUUGAACCAGUAAGUAAGAUCAACCCCAUAAAAUAAAUGAAAUAAAACACGCUUCAUAUUCUCGAAGAAGUACAUAGUAAAAACUUUUUUUCUUGAAAUUAUUAAUCAAGUUGAAAAGGUAGGUAAGGUAUCCAUUUCGUUGAAGAGUAGGCGAACGAAAACUAAAAAUUCUAAAAUUACAAAACACUUGUUUUUUGCUAUUAGAAUUGACUAAUGCUCUUCAAAAAUUUCAACUUCAAAGCAACAUUCGUAAUCGCUCACGUUUUAUAACAACUUCACAUGGUGCGCCAAUCGUAUCCAAAUUUUGAGAAGAUCCCUACCAUAAACAAAAAGCGGUAAAAUGCAUCUUAAAAUAAUUAUUUUGCUCUCGGUUGUUGUUUUAUUCAAUGAGUCGUAUUGUCGAAAUGGUGUAAUUAAAUAUGGAAUCAAACAUUAUACGAAUACUUGGUUGGUAAAAAUUUCUGGAGGAAAUAAAACCAGCGAAAUAGCUAAAGUUAUAGCCGAGAAGGAAAACUUUACAAUAUUGGAAGAGAUUGAAAAUUUUCCGGGAUUAUUUCUUUUUCAACAUAAUAAACAUCCAAAGAAAGUUAAAUAUGAAACUGAUAUCAUGAAUUUGAAACUAUACAUGCACAAAGAAAUACUUUGGACGCAACAAAUUACAGUCACAAGUUCGAAAGUUCGAUGCUCUUGUCCCAAACAAAUAGAAAAUCCAAUGUGUUCUCUAAAAAAACCAGUGAACGAUCGAUUGUAUGAAGACAUGUACUACAUGCACGACUGUAGAGCACCGAAUGCCAAACAACCGAUUGCAGAUCUAAAUGUUGUCAGUGUUUGGGAAUCAAUGGGUAUUUACGGGAAAGGUGUCUUCGUUAUGGUGAUUGACGACGGAGUGGAAACUAAGCAUCCAGAUCUGAAUCAUAAUUAUGUUGCACAACUUGGCAAAGAUUUAAUCGACGGCAAUGCGACUCCGGAUCCCGAACAUUUAUUGGGAACGUAUUUCAGGCACGGAACCGAAUGUGCUGGAAUUAUUGCAGCCAAAGGCGAUAAUGAAAUUUGUGGAGUCGGGAUAGCUCCACACGUCAAAUGGGGAGCUGUUCGCUUACAUGGUUUUGGUAACAGUUCCGAUGAUCAGGAAGGUAAAGCUUUAUCGCACAGAGUCGAAUACGUUCACAUCAGCAAUAAUUCUUGGGGUCCUGACGACGAUGGAAAAACAUUGGAAUAUUUGAAACAUUUUCAAAGAAGCGCUUUCAGAGAAGGCAUUGUGAAGGGACGUCAGGGUAGAGGAACUUUAUAUGUGUUUGCUGCUGGUAAUGGUAGACAAAAUGGAGACAUGUGUGGAUACGAUUCGAUGGCUAAUAAUAUUUAUACUAUUGUCGUGGCUGGAAUGGGAGAUGAUGGAAAAGCAACGUAUUAUUCGGAAAGAUGUAGCGCCGUGAUGAUUACUUCUUAUAGCGAAAAUUUUGUUACAACAGACAUUAAUGGAAAAUGCACCAAGUCUUUCACAGGCACUUCUGCAGCUGCACCAGCAGUCUCUGGAGUGCUUGCACUAGCAGUAGAGGCAAAUCCCAAGUUGUACUGGCGUGAUUUUCACCAUAUCUUAAUUUGGACAGGCAACGUAUACCCAUUGGAAAAUAAUCCUGGAUGGAGAAGGAAUGCUGCUGGAUUAUGGUUGAAUCACACAUUUGGAUUCGGAUUAGCUAACGCAGGAGAGAUAGUCAAAAUGGCACAAAAAUUUGAAAGCGUUCCUCCAAUGUCAGGUUGUGUAAUACCGAUCCGAUUCAAGAACAAUGCCAAUCAGAAAUUUUCUCGUUCAUCAAUAAUCAACGUAUCAGUGAGAACUAGAGGUUGCGAAGGAUUACCAAUGGAAAUCAAGUACAUAGAAAACGUAGAGUUAUCGGUCAAUAUUGAAUACCCGAGACGAGGAGAUCUUAAAAUAGAUCUCAUAUCCCCACAAGGUACAUUAUCGCAUUUAAUAGAGCCUCGAAAAUUAGACGCAAAUCCAGAUGGCUUGCUCGACUGGACUAUUGAUACGGUUCAUUUUUGGGGCGAGAGUCCCGCGGGCCAAUGGCACAUAAACGUCUAUAAUCCAACAGGCCACAGUAGUGCGGAAGGAAAAGUUUUAGAUUUAACACUCAUUAUUUAUGGAACAAAAAAUAUGCCGAAGCAUUAUAAGACUCCCAGGUCGUAUCCCAACUUCAAUCCACCACAAACUAUUGAUGAUCCAUUAGAAGUUGUAGAUGAUGAAUACGAAGAUGUCGAAGAAAGGACGUGAUCAUGAUAUUAUUUCAUAACUUUAAAAUACCUGUAACUUCAUCAAAUGAAUAUUUCAAUAAA
Molecule: messenger RNA, 2540 nt
Organism: Planococcus citri (citrus mealybug)
Lineage: Eukaryota; Metazoa; Arthropoda; Insecta; Hemiptera; Pseudococcidae
Product: neuroendocrine convertase 1-like
Exons: 12
Coding region: 550-2478 (642 amino acids)
Biological process (GO): protein processing
Cellular component (GO): Golgi membrane; trans-Golgi network
Molecular function (GO): serine-type endopeptidase activity
Source: RefSeq, a predicted model, not a curated record